UGUAGCACGAUUUUAAAGUAACUAGAUUCGUUCAAAGAAUGACAAUGUUGACUAAAAAGUUUAAGCCUUUAGGAAUAUACAUCCUUGUGCCUUUGUAUACUAUGGUGAUGCUGCUAUUGGGUGCUUCAAUAACAGCUGGCCUAUUUGUGUUCCAUGUGGUUGUAGUGCCUCUCAUAUUUAGGUACUCUAAGGUGUUCAGACGGAAUCUUGUAUUUGCUAACUUUGUUCUAUUGCCUUACAAUAUAGACCAUGAUGAUCCGUCCGCUAAUGGUAUCGAUGGAGCUCGCAGCUUCAGUUUGCACUACCAGUCUAAAGUCGACAACUGCUCGGUGAAGAUUGGUAUAUGGCAUAUUCUACCCAAGUCAACUUACGAGAGAUUGAAAGGGGAUUUUGAAGAUAACAUAGAUAAAGAAGAGUUGAGUAGAAAGUUAGAUGAAGAACUGGCUAACUCGCAGACUCCUAUCAUGAUGUAUUGUCAUGGUAAUUCCAACUCGCGUGCCGCCGGGCACAGAAAAAUGCUUUACAAAGCCCUCCAGAAAAUGGAUUUUCAUACAAUCGCGUUUGACUAUAGAGGAUUUGGAGAUUCAACCAAUCUGCAGCCAACGGAAGAUGGUGUUGUGGAAGACUCUUUGAUAGUAUAUGAAUGGAUACAUAAUACAGUGGAAAAGUCAAGUAAAAAACCACCCAUAUUCGUAUGGGGGCAUUCUCUCGGUACAGGCAUAUCCUCCCACCUGUUCGGAUCGUUGGAAGAGUUGUGUGCCACAGUGUUGGAGAGAGAAUCUCCCCUGCCGCAGCCCAAUGGGCUCAUCCUGGAGUCUCCGUUCACCAAUUUGGCAGACGAGGUGGCUGCUCAUCCAUUGGCAAAGCUAGUUACCUGGCUCCCUUACCAUGACGCUGCGUUCCUGUCACCGUUCCGCGACCGCAACGAACCGCAAACGUUCCGCUCCGACUGUUACUUGGCGCGAGUGACUACUCUACCGGUGCUUAUAUUGCAUGCGAGAGGGGACCUGGUCGUGCCAUACGUCCUUGGGAAAAGGUUAUAUAAUUCAAUAAUGGAAUCGCGUAAAUACGGCGGUGCAACAGUCAAACUACACGUUUACGAAAAAAAGGAGAAACUGGGACACAUGUGGAUAUGCAAAGCCAGAGACUUGCACGAAGUCGUUGGGGAGUUUGUGCAGAAACAUCGAUGAGUUCUCGAUUUUCGAUGAAAAUAGCUCAAUAUGUUUGUCACAAAGGAAUUGAUGCUCAUUAAUUGAUAAAAAAGAAACUAAUUAGGACAUAUUUAGGAAAACUAAUUUAUUUAUUUAUUAUUAUUAACUUUAAUUUAUGAAACAUUGUUUUUGUUCUGAAGUCAUUUUGGAAUUCAUCACAUUGUACUUUAAAGCAAUUGUAAAAUUGACGAAUAUGCAAAAUUAUUUUUUGAAAUCAUGCCAUACUUGUGAUAUUGUGGAUCAAUAUUAUAUAUAUAUAUAUAUACAUAUAUAUAAAUAUAUUUAUUGUAAAUCCUUCAUGCGCGAAUUCAAUGAAGGUAGUUUCGCGUCGUUUUUCAAAUAUUCUCAAAAUAAUUCUGAAUGAAUAUUGUGAUGGAAACUUGGUGUACCAAGUACAAUUUAAACCUAUAGUCCCUCCUGAGGUUAAGUUUUUUUCAGUGCAGCUUUCAUAGCUAUUUCUUUGUUAUAGUACAGCUGACGAAAGAAUGCGACCCUGAAAGGUCUUUUCAGUUCCUUUUGGCGACAGCUGCAGUAAUUUAAAAUGUCUGAGUUUUGGCAUGGCAGUAUAGAAAG
Molecule: messenger RNA, 1784 nt
Organism: Chilo suppressalis (striped riceborer)
Lineage: Eukaryota; Metazoa; Arthropoda; Insecta; Lepidoptera; Crambidae
Source: the annotation of a GenBank genome assembly